This is a messenger RNA of Exophiala viscosa, 1885 nucleotides long. RefSeq names its product phosphatidylinositol glycan, class T. The record is from RefSeq and is a predicted model, not a curated record. The transcript has a single exon. NCBI's taxonomy places the organism in Eukaryota, Fungi, Ascomycota, Eurotiomycetes, Chaetothyriales, Herpotrichiellaceae. Gene Ontology annotation, biological process: attachment of GPI anchor to protein. The coding region runs from base 79 to 1860 and encodes 593 amino acids. Gene Ontology annotation, cellular component: GPI-anchor transamidase complex.
AGUACACUUACUGGCAGCGAUUACAAUCAACCUCUUUCUUGUAGACCAUGGUAGACAGACUGUCCCAAUGACGGAGGCAUGUCCCGGUCUCUGUUGUUCGUCCUCACGGCCGCCUUGCUCGUCCUGACAGGUGCUGCAUCCGACUACUUCGAGCGACUGAGCCUAACACCACUGCCCCUGGGCUCCCUCCUUGCAUCCUUCGAUUUUCAGAGCAAUGAAACUCUGCAAGACUACCAAGCCCAGAACUUCAGAUACUUUCCCCGCUCUCUAGGCCAAGCACUGAAGCAUGCAAACACAAAAGAACUCCAUUUGAGAUUUACUUCUGGCAGAUGGGAUCCGGAUACAUGGGGAGCGCGUCCGUGGGACGGAACAAAGGAAGGAGGUACUGGGGUUGAAUUGUGGGCUUGGAUUGAAGCGACUUCAGAAGACGAAGCAUUCGAGAAAUGGACAACUUUGACACAAUCUCUGUCCGGCUUGUUCUGCGCCUCUUUGAACUUCAUCGAUUCGACCAGGACCACCAGACCUGUCUUGUCAUUCGAGUCCUCAGGCACAUCAAGGGAACAGACCGCCGAUCUACAUUUCCUGCACGGUGUCCUUCCAGGAGAAGUAGUUUGCACUGAAAACUUGACACCAUUCUUGAAGCUGUUGCCGUGCAAAGGAAAAGCAGGUAUCUCAAGUCUCUUGGACGGACACAAAGUGUUCGAUGCUUCAUGGCAAAGCAUGUCUAUCGACGUACGGCCUAUGUGCGACGCUGGCGUUGCAAUGUGUCGCGUGGAAAUCAGCCAGACUAUAGACGUCGUGCUGGAUAUUGAACGUUCAAAGCGGCCCAGGGACAAUCCAAUUCCACGACCAGUGCCGGCCGAACAGCUCGUCUGCGAUGAAUCCAAGCCUUACCAUUCGCAGGAUACGUGCUAUCCAAAAGACAUGACUGAUGAGAUGGCAUGGUCUGUGAGGGACAUCUUUGGACGGUCAAUCGCUGGGGCUUGUCCCUUGGCUGGAACAGAUGCAAAAUCUGUCUGUCUGAAUGUGCCACAUGAGCGCACGGUGAUGAUAACUCAAGACGCGCAAGAGAUCAAAUCAGAGGCUGGGCCAUUGGAGCAUCGGUGCUACCAGCUAACCCCAGCUGCAGGCUUCGACAUGGCACUCACGCAGCAGAGUAUUAACCGAAACCCAGACCUUGGUCAAGAACUGCUUCGCGCCGAGAGGACCAUCACGGGUCAUGGCGCAGCUCGCGGUGGUAUGCGUACGAUUUUCACCAAUCCGUCGGCAUCCGAAUUUGUGGACUUCAUAUACUUCGAGAGCUUGCCAUGGUUUAUGCGACCAUUCAUGCAUACUUUGGCGGCACAGACCACACAUGGUCAAUCUGCCGACGUCAGAGAGAUCAUCAAAGACAUGUACUACCGCCCGGCCAUAGAUCGAAAGCGCGGAACUCAGAUCGAACUGGUCAUGUCAAUACCUCCGGCCAGCACCGUAAUGCUUACCUACGACUUUGAGAAAGCGAUACUUCGCUACACGGAAUACCCUCCAGACGCCAAUCGUGGCUUCAACGUCGCUCCUGCAGUGAUCCGAGUCUUGAACGAGGUUGAUGCUAAUGGGUCGCCGAAAGAUGUCUACAUCAGGACGACAAGUUUGCUGUUACCACUACCGACACCUGAUUUCAGCAUGCCAUACAACGUCAUCAUUCUGACAAGCACAGUCAUGGCUCUUGCGUUCGGAAGUAUCUACAACCUCAUGGUUAGACGAUUCGUUGGGGUUGAUGAGGUUGGUGAGAACAAGCUAAGACGCCUGCUCCAAAACAUGUCGGGUUCAGUGGUGGCUUUGAAGGAUAGGCUAAAAGGAAAAAGUCAAAAAGUAGAAUAAUAAUAGCAUCGAUCUCCGCGCUCAA